Molecule: messenger RNA, 1536 nt
Organism: Mesorhabditis spiculigera
Lineage: Eukaryota; Metazoa; Nematoda; Chromadorea; Rhabditida; Rhabditidae
Source: the annotation of a GenBank genome assembly
AUGGUCGUCACCUCGUUGGUGGCUCUAAUCCCUCUAAAAACGGGACAAGAGCACAAUUUGACCAGAAUUACGAGAGAAUUUGACAUCAACUCCGAAAGGGAAAGCCGUCACCUAUCAUUCCGGCUUAAUGAUGGUGUUGAUACUCGUGCCGGAGCUGUGGCAAUUCAAAGCUUCUUUGCGCAUUUGUUAAACAAUAUGCCGAGAGACAAUGCCGGCUUCUUCAAGCGCAUCAUGAGACUCCUCCAAACCGGCUACCAAGAAAUUGAGAGCGUUCAGCUCGAAAUGAAACAAUUAACCGAGCAGGAAUCAAUUCCACUUCCUGAUACCUCGCUAUUCCAUGCAAAUGACGAGGUUUCUGCACCACGUGUUCAAGAGGAGCUCGAACACGCCUUCCCGAACGGCUUGAACAUUGCGGCUUUGGCAAAAAGAUUGAGCAGCUCGGAAGAGACGAUCGAACAAUAUCUCCUAAAACUGGAAGCCGAAGGAAUUGUGGAAAGGAUGGGGGAGGAGUGGUUGAGACGAGACCUCAGGAAUGUGGAUGGAAUUCUAGCUACGCAUAGAGAUCAUCAGACUUCCGGUCAAGCGAAUGCCCCAACGAUAGCCAUCAUCACGCACUUAUUCUCAGAGAAACAGGCAAUAGAUGCGAUUAUCGAGGAGCCACAAGUUAUUCAUAGAUACAAGAGUGGCGGUGACUCAAAUGCAUUCACGAUCGGUCGUAUUGGCAAUCAUCGAGUUGUGGCUGCCAAAUUGGCGGUUAUUGGGGAUUCUAGAGAGGCGGCUACAAGCGCUGGAGGUAUUACGACAAGAUUGCUGGGCUAUUUCCAACACAUUGAGCAUGUCUUUGUGGUUGGAGUUGGUGGUGCGGUACCACAAUUUGUGGAUCCAAAACUGCACGCACGUCUUGGAGAUGUUAUUGUAUCUGCAGAUCGCCCCACAGCUGCCUACGUUUUUGCACACGAGACGAUUAUCGAUCCAUAUACCGAAGAAAUUGUUGGCUUUUCCACCCACAAGCACAACCCCGUCGACGCGAGCAUCGCAAAUAUUGUCGAAAAUGGAGGAGAGGAGCUGCACAAAAACUGGGAGCGCAACACCAGCGAAGCCGUCCGGAAAUUGAAAGAUCAGGCUCAAAAUGAGACCGAUUUCACAAAACCACCCGCGGAUACCGAUGUUUUGAUGUUACACGUUGGCGGUGGGAGCGUGGUCGUGGUUCCGCAUUCAAAUCAACAGCGUCAGUCCUCUCUCUACCAUCUUGGAUCGAUAGGAGGGUUGACAUCAAAGACAAGCGUGAAAGCGGGUGAUGUUGAUGAAUCUACCUCUUUGCUACGAGACCGUUUUGCCGCUGAAUUUAACGUGCGAGCGCUUGAUGCUGGUGUUGAUUCCGUGGUUGCGUCUAUCGAAGGUUCACGCAUCGAUUCCUGGGCAUUAAUUCGUGGGGUAGCUGACUAUCAAAACGGCUAUUCCAAAACCGCCAAAUUGUGGCAGCCCUACGCAGCUGCCAGAGCUGCCGCGAUGGCCCAAACAAUCAUCGAACGGCUU